ACCUGAGAGACGUCUGUUCAUUAGACCAUAAAAGACCACCAUACACCCUGAUUGGUUAUUCAUUUGUUUACUACUCAAAGCUACGCCAAUGACUUUAUCAUUACUUUAGCAUAUAUUACUGACGGGAACAGAUGUAACCUAGCCCCGCCCCUCCCACAGUGUCCCGGUUACGCAGUGACAGACUGGCGACGUCAUGACGUUGUCAGCGUGCCUGUGUCAGGUGGCAACGUCAGCUCCUGUGCUGCUGGCCGGAGGGACAUUGUGAGCCUCUUCCUGGACGGGGAACUUCGUGUACUGAUACCUGAUGGGAGCUCCUCCGGCCUCCUCCUUCUCCUCCACCACCGCCACCCCGGGGACAGCCUGCUGAGCCGCUGUGAAAAGCCACAAAUUGCUGUCUGUGAUCAGCAAGGAGCUUUGAAUGAAGCAUACGGGAGCUGCAUAGCGGAGGUAUAAACUGCUCAGGAUGGCGGUCACGCAGUUUCGGCUAUUUAAAAUUUGCACUUGCUUGGCGUCCAUUCUUUCCUUCUUCAAGAGGUUAAUAUGCAGGUCCGGACGCGGUAGAAAACUUAGCGGUGAUCAGAUAACGUUGCCAACAGCAGUAGACUACUCAUCUGUUCCCAAACAGGUGGAGGAAUGGAGCUCCUGGGAUGACGAGGCCCCCACAAGUGUGAAGAUUGAAGGAGGAAAUGGAACUUUGGCUUCAGGGGACCCAGGUGAGCCUGAUUACUUCAAGGAUAUGACGCCAACCAUCCGGAAAACCCAGAAGAUUGUGAUAAAGAAGAGAGAACCGGCCAAUUACAUCAUCCCAGAUGUUAGCCUGGGCUACUCCAGCAGACUGGCAGCCACCCAGGAUAUUUCCUUCAUUCAUCAGUCUGCGGAAUUGGGAGACUUGGAGACGUGGCAAGAAAACACCAAUGCUUGGGAGGAGGAAGAUGCCACUUGGCAGGCUGAAGAGGUUUUAAGGCAGCAGAAACUUGCAGAGCGGGAAAAGAGGAGCGCAGAGCAGCAACGGAAAAAAAUCGAGAAGGAGGUUCAACGGCACCUGAAGAAAGAUCAAAGCAAAAUCGGUGUGAAAUUAUCGUAACACCCGGCCGGAGAUCGAAUGGUAGGGCGUGAUGCCGAUACAGACAUUUCUACACGUUUUCACGCUUCACCUCCAGCCUGGAUGAUGAAAACAUUCUGACCAUCCAGUGGCUGUGAUAUGUGGGGGACAGGGACCCCGUCUUUUUAAGACUUUUGACUCUACAGCGGAUCACAAUUGCCUCCUCAGAUUCUGCAUGAGACUUUUAAAAUUUAAAGAAGUGGUGUAAAUAAUUCCUUGGUGGAAAAUCUACUGCUCCCUAAUGCUAUGUGCAAAUAUGUAAUUACUAAAUAAAGAAUUUUAAA
Messenger RNA from Rana temporaria (common frog), 1386 nucleotides. RefSeq names its product estrogen receptor binding site associated antigen 9 (gene EBAG9). The transcript has 8 exons. The record is from RefSeq and is a predicted model, not a curated record. Lineage: Eukaryota; Metazoa; Chordata; Amphibia; Anura; Ranidae. The coding region runs from base 464 to 1084 and encodes 206 amino acids. Gene Ontology annotation, cellular component: secretory granule.